AUGAGCUCGGGCGCGGCGCCGUGCCGACAGCCACAGCAGCAACAGCAGCAGCAGCAGCAGCGGAUGCAUCUGCCGGCGGCCGUGGACGCCGCGGGCGACGGCGCCGGCUCGGCCGUCAGCCGGUGCGUGAUGGCCGGCGAGGAGGCGCUCGCCAGCCUGCACGAGGCGCUGCAGGAGUACCACGGCGAGCUCGUGCAGACGGGCAGCCCCGCCGUGCUCUGCUCGGCGCUGCCCUCGCACUGGCGCUCCAACAAGUCGCUGCCCGUCGCCUUCAAGGUGGUCGCGCUCGACGACAUCGUCGACGGCACCCUGGUGACGGUGCGCGCCGGCAACGACGAGAACUUCUGCGGCGAGCUGCGCAACUGCACCGCCGUCAUGAAGAACCAGGUGGCCAAGUUCAACGACCUGCGCUUCGUCGGCCGCAGCGGCAGGGGGAAGAGCUUCUCGCUGACCAUCGUGAUCAGCUCGACGCCUUUCCAGAUAGCCACCUACAACAAGGCCAUCAAAGUGACGGUGGAUGGCCCCCGAGAACCGCGCACCAAGUCCAAUUUCCACUACCUGCCGGGCCAGCACGCGUUCGGGCCCUUCGGCAUGUUUCCGGGCGCGCAGUGGCUGGACUCGGCCGCCUACCUCGGGUACCCCUGGCAAGAGUACUUCCGCCGGCCAGAACUGUGCAAGCUGCCUGCAGCCGCCGCCGCCUGCUCCAUGCUCAAAGGUUCUCCGCUCGGCGCGGGCUCGCCGGCCGAGUUCUACCUGCCGCACGCGGCGCCCGCCUUCCCCGUGGUGCCGCCGCCCCCGCACGCCGGCCCCGGCGCGCCGCCCGCCUUCCUGCCGCCCCCGGUGUCGCUGCUGGGCUACCCGCCGCCGCUGCCGCCCCCGGCGGACCUGCUCGCGGUCACGGCGGGCGCAGCCUCCUGCUCGCCGCCCCUGCUGCCAGUGGGCGCCGGCGUGGCGGCGGCCGCCGUACCCGCGGCGUCGACGGCCGACGACCUCAAGCUGACGACGUCGUCGUCGGCGAGCAGGGCUUCGGCGUCCCCCAGCGGUCGCAGCGACGACAGCGACUCCGACGACAGAGCGAGCGCCGGCACCGCCGCCGACGAGAAGCCGGUGCGGUCGGCGUUCCAGCAGGUGCGACCCGCCGCCGCCUCCGCCACCGCCUCCGCCGCCCCCUCCAAGGAUAAGGAGGGCGCCGCCACGACGGUGCUGGCCGCAGCCUGUUCCACGGGGGCCGUCCGGCCUUCGCAGACUUCCAAGCCCGUGUGGAGGCCGUAUUAG
Messenger RNA from Schistocerca nitens (vagrant locust), 1275 nucleotides. Its product is annotated as segmentation protein Runt-like. Bases 1 to 1275 code for a protein of 424 amino acids. Gene Ontology annotation, cellular component: nucleus. NCBI's taxonomy places the organism in Eukaryota, Metazoa, Arthropoda, Insecta, Orthoptera, Acrididae. The record is from RefSeq and is a predicted model, not a curated record. The transcript has 4 exons. Gene Ontology annotation, biological process: regulation of DNA-templated transcription. Gene Ontology annotation, molecular function: RNA polymerase II cis-regulatory region sequence-specific DNA binding; DNA-binding transcription factor activity, RNA polymerase II-specific; ATP binding.